AUGAAUAAAAUAUUUUUACCAAAACGACGGAAGAUUCUAUAAUGUAAUGAGACCACUGUUGAAUCAUAAUUAUAAACAACUCGAUCAGUUGCUGUAAAUAAUAUUUCUUCAAUGCUCAGUCAACCAAUCACGAUGUGCCUAAGAUAUUUAUUAAAACAGAAGAGAGUGAAGGUGUUUAGAUUCCAAAAGAUACCAGAUUAAAAAAUUGGAAUGAUGUUUUUGGUGAUUUUUUAUCUGAAGCCUUGUUGAGAAGAAAAUAAACUUAAUUGAAAAGAAAUACAGAAACAGCAAUUGAUCGAGCAUAUUUACAUGAAGUUCCAUUAUAAAUCUAUAAUGCUAUGACUAUAAGUCCAUCUAUAAGAAGCAAUUUUACUAAAUAUAUUAUGGGAGAAAUAUCUGCUGAAGAAUUUGUGAUUAGAAAAAACUAAUCUCAAAAACUUGAUAAAUUAAUUCCAGCAGUUAUUAAGAAAUAAAAAAGACCAAAAAUCAAUGUGUAUUAAUAUAUUGUAAAAUUAUUAGAACAUAUAGAAGAUCAGCAGUUACAGAUGAAGGUAAUCAUGAUGUUGCUUUUUUAAAAUUAUUAGAUUAAAAAAAUGAAGAAAUGCUCAAAAAAUAAUAAGCAUUAGAUAGAUUUGAUAUGAUUAGAGAUCUUAUAGAAGAAAAGAUAGAGAUGAGAGAAAAAGAAGAUCUUGUAAAGAGAAGUAGAGAAUUGAAGAAUGUUGGAAUGAUCAAAUAAAUGUAUGAUAUUAGUGAUCAAUAUAUUCAAAAUUUAUAAAAGAAAUAAGAGGAAAAAGAUUUAAAUACAAAUAAAAGAUUAAUAUUUAAAGGUAAUUCAGUAAAUAUUAUUAAACAUUAAAAUCCAUAUUAAUUAUUGAAUUCAAGAAAUCAUUAAAAUCCAAAUAAAGUUAAAUAUGAAGCACCAUAAGAAAAAUAUGUUAUUCGUCAUCUUGUUAAUAAGAAGGCUAAAUAAUAUAUGGAAGAUUUAUUAAUUAAAGAUUAUAUUGAAAGUGAGAAAGCUAAAAAGUAAAUUUAUGUAAAUUAUUAAUUCAAAAAAAAUAUUAUGCAAAAAUCUACUAAAUCUGAUACAACAUAAACAUUUGAUCAUAGUGAAUAAAAUAAUAUUAAACAUAUUUAUCCAUUUAUAUAAAAGGGUGUUAAAGGAAAUUAAGUUGUUAAGAAUUAAUUGAUCAAUAAUGAUUUAGAAUUAAUAUAAUAUAUUACUAACUAUCCUAAAUAUGAUCCAUAUAAAGAUAAAGAUGUCUAACAAUAAAUGUAAAUAGAUAUUCUAGAUGCUGGAGGAUUAUCAUCAAAUAGAAAUAUUAAACUUCCAUAAAGAAAAACAGCAUAAUCAUUCAAAUAACAUAAUUUGAGAAACUAAGAUUUAAAUGCAUCUUAUGAUUCUAGAACUGAUGAUGAAUCAUUAAAUUCUAUGUAUGAAUUUAAUGUUGAUAAUCUAUAUUAAUAAAGUAAGAAAUUGUAAGAAAAACUAUUGGAAAAGUAAUAUACAGAUGGUUUUAGUAAAACAAUAAGAGCAAUUUAAAAAAAUUAACAAUUAAAAAAGUAUAUCUAUUAUUAAAAUUAGUGAUAUUAUUUUAAAAAACAUAUAAAAACUAGAAGGAAUAUCUCCAAUUUGA
This is a messenger RNA of Paramecium pentaurelia, 1634 nucleotides long. Lineage: Eukaryota; Ciliophora; Oligohymenophorea; Peniculida; Parameciidae. The record is from the annotation of a GenBank genome assembly.